This is a messenger RNA of Trichosporon asahii var. asahii CBS 2479, 336 nucleotides long. Its product is annotated as transcription from Pol II promoter-related protein. Gene Ontology annotation, biological process: regulation of transcription by RNA polymerase II. Gene Ontology annotation, molecular function: transcription coregulator activity. NCBI's taxonomy places the organism in Eukaryota, Fungi, Basidiomycota, Tremellomycetes, Trichosporonales, Trichosporonaceae. Gene Ontology annotation, cellular component: mediator complex; core mediator complex. The record is from RefSeq and is a predicted model, not a curated record. The transcript is spliced from 3 exons. Bases 1 to 336 code for a protein of 111 amino acids.
AUGCAGCAGCUCCCGACCAUCCUCCCUCCUCCGCCGUUACUGGACGGAACAGUUCCGACGCGGUCGCCGGAGAAGCACGCCAACCUUGUUCGCUUCCAAUCCGAGCUGGAGUGUCUCGCGAACCCCCUCUACUUGCAUGAGCUGCAUCUUCAGAAGUAUCUUGAGGACCCGGCAUUUUUGGAGUAUCUGAAGUACAUGGAGUACUGGCGCAAGCCGGAAUACGUUCGCUUCAUUGUGCGCGCUGAGAAGGAGGAAGUCAAGGACGAACCGAAGGAGGAAGGCGCGGAGAAAGAUGCGAAGACCACGAACGCUGAAGCGGCUCCGGCCACAGCAUAG